CAGGCACAGAAGAGCCGGCGCGUUACUGCCGCGGGACGCUCUCUUCACACUUUCUCUGAAGAGCGAGGAUAACACUCAGUGAUAACGUUGUCAGCGGGCCGGCACCAUGUCUGAGGGCAGAAACCAGCAGCUUGAAGAAGGGGCGGACAGCAGCGGGGAGCUGGAUGACGACGAGAUCCUCGCCACCUUGUCUGCUGAAGAAUUAAAACAACUUGAAGAAGAGGCGGACAGCAGCGGGGAGCUGGAUGACGACGAGAUCCUCGCCACCUUGUCUGCUGAAGAAUUAAAACAACUGCAAACUGAGAUGGAAGACCUGGACCCUGACCCAUUGGUGCCCUUGGGCCACAGGCAGAAAGAUCACACGGAGAAAGCGCCCACUGGCUCCUUCGAUCACAGAUCCUUGAUUGAGUACUUGUUCUGGGAGAAGAAAUCGAAUCGACUGCUGGAGAAAGAGAGGAUUCCGGCCACUCUGCUGGCGAGCCAGCAAAAUUCAAUGAAAAAUGUCAAUGAAACUCAAGCUGAAAACCACUGUGAGGAGGAAAGGAAUGAAAGUGAGGUGGAACACGGAGAUGAAGGAGGAGAAGGAGCGGAUAACCGUGAUGGAAAUAGUCCGCAGAUCCAGCAGGUGGAAGGCGGCGAGCCGGAGAGCAAAGCCGUCCCUUACAAAUCAGAGAAUGAGAAGGAGCUGGUGGAGACGAUGAAGGCACAACAAGACAAAGAAAUGCCAGUGACUGAAGCCGAUGCUGAACAGAGCAGCGACACGGAGAAAGCCGAGGAAGAGAACCUGGAGCAGCCGCACGGCCAGCGGCUAAUCGAAGACACCGACUCUUUGUGUGGCAAGGCAGAUGCAGGAUCCUCCAAGGAUCGGGACGAAGAACAUAAUGACGAAGGAGAGCCCAAUAAAGAACUCCCCGCACCGCAAAAAGAAAGCAGCGAGCCGAAGGGGAAACUAAAGGCGGGAAAGAAGCUGGAAAUGGACAGCAGUUUCCUCAAACUUACUGCUAGGCCUUCAGGAAACCCAACGCUGUUGGACGAGUCGCUAGCCAAUAUCCGCAAGAACAAGCCAGAUGUUAAUGAGGUCAACCUGAAUAACAUAGAAAACAUCCCAAAAGAUAUGCUGAAAAGCUUUGUGGAAGCUUUAAAGAAGAACAAGCAUGUAACCUCUUUCAGCAUCACAAACACAGGCGCCGAUGAUACUAUUGCCUUUGCCAUAGCCAACAUGCUGAGAGAAAACAAGAAAAUCACUACCCUCAACAUCGAGUCCAACUAUAUCUCAGGCAAAGGGAUUGUGGCUAUUAUGAGAUGCUUGCAAUACAACGAGGUCCUGACUGAGCUGAGGUUUCACAACCAAAGGCAUAUGUUGGGGCACCAUGCUGAGAUGGAGAUCGCCAAGCUUCUCAAAGCCAACACAACGCUGCUGAAGUUGGGAUAUCACUUUGAGUUGCCAGGGCCCAGGAUGGUAGUCACCAACUUGCUGAGUCGCAAUCUGGAUCAGCAGCGGCAGAGGAGACUGGAACAACAGAGAAACCAGUCUGCACAGGAGCAAGAAAUCAUGGUGAACGCCUGUCAGAAAAUCUCCCCCGACACUCUGGCUAUGUUGGGCGCCUACAUGCCGAGUUUCUCCAACCUGUGUGAGGAAGAUCACUUCCUUCCACCCGUCGCCUUUCACAGUCUCUCGCAGAGCACUGCUCCUAAAGUGCAACUUAGAAAAACGCCCAAACAAACAAGUAAAAAAAAGGUUAUUCAAGAUAGAACAGGUGGGAAUGAAACGCCAAACUUAAAGGCUAUGAUAAGGUCGCUAAAACCAGUUCCCAGGACGCGGCAGGCACCUGUGGUUGAACUUACCCCUCGAGAUAAUUUGCUAAAUGAUAUUCGUCAGAGCAACGUGGCCUAUUUAAAAUCUCAAGCAAAUACAGCUUUCACAUGUUAUAUAACUGUUGCUGAAGAUAUAGUGGACAGCUUGGACACCUCAACAUUCCAUGAGUAG
Hypanus sabinus (Atlantic stingray) is the source of this 1987-nucleotide messenger RNA. RefSeq names its product leiomodin 3 (fetal) (gene lmod3). The record is from RefSeq and is a predicted model, not a curated record. Bases 107 to 1987 code for a protein of 626 amino acids. The transcript is spliced from 3 exons. Gene Ontology annotation, cellular component: myofibril; striated muscle thin filament. Gene Ontology annotation, molecular function: tropomyosin binding. Gene Ontology annotation, biological process: muscle contraction; pointed-end actin filament capping; myofibril assembly. NCBI's taxonomy places the organism in Eukaryota, Metazoa, Chordata, Chondrichthyes, Myliobatiformes, Dasyatidae.